AACAUAUUAUUUUCCGUAUGUGCUAGCCAAAAGUGAGUACCCAUUUAAAUACGUAACUUCUGCUGCUAGGGUGUCUCUCAAUCAAAACAAUUAUGGAAGACCUAGUUUGAUCGUGUGUGAAAAUGUUACAUAUCUUUAAAUCUAUUUGGUAACUAUUGUUUCUUUUUCAUUAUAACAAACAAAAUGUUUUUGCAUUGCAAUUUCUUUACUGUCUUUUUAAGAUAAAAUGUCCUGGUGGGAGUUAUCUCUCGAUCAGAGCUCCACCCAAUCUAUGACUCAACACAGAAACACAGGAAACAAGACAUACAUUCUUUCAUGUGUGAUAGCACACUCAGACAAAGACACAAUAAAAGAUUCACCCUCAAUAAGAAAAACAACCAUAUCCACUGAUAGAGGAGCUGCAGGAGGAAACAGAGGGGAACAACUGAACACUGCUGAAGCGCUUCAACAAGCUGAAGAAACCACUUUGUGAACUGAGGAGCCACAACUCAAAGUGAAAGUAAAAUUCAAGGAUCUUUCUAGGGUGACUGAUCACACUGUUUGCAGUUCUUUCCGUUUAACACGGUGUGAAACAUGUUUUCCGUAUCAGAUGAGGAUUUAUCUUGUCCUGUUUGCCAUGAUAUCUUCCAAGAUCCAGUUGUCCUGUCGUGUAGCCACAGCUUUUGUAAAGCCUGUCUUCAAAAAUGGUGGAGAGAGAAACAAACAUGUGAGUGCCCAUGCUGUAAGACAAUAUCACCAAAGAGAGAUCCACCCCGUAACUUGGCAUUAAAGAACCUGUGUGAGGUCAUUUUACAGGAGAGAGAUCGCAGAGGUUCAACAGGGUCUGAGACACUUUGCAGUCUUCACUCUGAGAAACUCAGACUCUUCUGUCUUGACCAUAAGGAGGCAGUGUGUCUCAUCUGCAGGGACUCAAAGAGGCACACCAACCACACGUUCAGACCCAUCGAUGAAGCGGCACACGAUCAAAGAGAGGAGCUCAGGAAAUUCUUGAAACCUUUUCAAGAGAAACUCCAACUCUACAAACAAGUAAGAGGAAAUUGUGAUCAAACAGCAACACAUGUUAAGGCACAGGCCCAACAAACAGAGAAGCUGAUCAAGGAGCAUUUUAAGAAGUUUCACCAGUUUCUGAAAGAGGAAGAGAAGGCCAGACUCUCUGCUCUGAGAGAGGAAGAGGAGCAGAAGAGUCAGAUCGUACAGGAGAAGAUUGGUGCUCUGAGCAAAGAGAUAGUAGCUCUUUCCCACACAAUUGCAAAAACAGAGAAAGAACUGAAAACUGAAGAUGCCUCUUUCCUGCUAAACUACAAGGCUGCAGUGGCAAGAGUCCAGCAGCGCCCUCUGCUGGAUGAUCCACAGCUCAUCUCAGGUGCUCUGAUUGAUGUGGCAAAACACCUGGGCAACCUGACUUUCCAUAUCUGGAACAAGAUGAAGGAGAUAGUCUCCUACAUUCCUGUAAUUCUGGAUCCAAACACAGCCGACCCAGAGCUUGUCGUGUCUGAAGAUCUGUCCUGUGUGAGAUCUGCAAACUGUCAGCAACUCCCAAAAAACCCAGAGAGGACCAAGUUCUCCUGCUGUGUUCUUGGCUCUCAAGGAUUCAACUCAGGGUCUCAUAGUUGGGAUGUUGACGUUGGAGACAACAAAGACUGGGAGCUGGGUGUGUUGGGAGAGUAUAUCCAGAUGAACGAACGCCUACAGUCCGGCUUGUGGAGAAUUUUAUUUUCCAAUAGGAAAUUGUCAGCGUUCUCUACUUCAGGCUCAGAGCAAGAUGUGUCACUGAGAAAGAAGCUCCAGAAGAUCAGAGUCCGUCUGGACUUUGACAGGGGAAAGCUGUCGUUCUUUGACCUUGACACCAACACACUCAUACACACCUUCAAACACACUUUUACUGACACACUGUUUCCAUACAUUUACACUGAGAACCGCCUCUCACUUAAGAUUUUACCAGUGAAGGUCAGUGUGACAGUAGAAACACAGAUAUUAUUCUGACAGGGUUAAGCAAUAACACAAUAGCCUCUGAUUACAUUUAACCGGAUGUCUUUUAUUAUUGUUUAAUAUUUUAGGGCUGUAUUAGAUAAAUGUGGGCAGUGCAGAGAUCAAUAGUUCAUGUAAUGAAGGAAUCAGAUUUGAACUUUUCUGUGUUCUGUAAAAUGAUUUAGUUUAGUACGUUUUUUCCCUUGACACAGCAGCCAUUUUGACACAUUUUAGCAGGGAAACCACGGGUGUUAAAAAUCACAUUGAGAAUGGCUGUGUUCACUCAGGACAGUGUGACAAUGAACCGGCAUGCACACUACAACUGGUAACUAAAUGGCUCUCAGCCAUUAUUAAUUUGGUAACUGUGAUUUUCCUCAUGCCAAAAUGGCUGCUGUGCAAAGUGCACAUUGAUGAUGGUGGUGGUGGUUGUAUGAAAGAUUAUUAUGCCAUAUUAUUUAUUGAAUUAGCAAACAUCAUUAUUUUACUUGUUAUUAAGUAUCCAUUCAUUAACAAUUCAUUUUUCAUGAAGAAACAGCAUGAGUGUCACUUUUGGUGGUUAAAGUAUCAAAAGGGCUGGUGGUAGUAUAUUAGCUGCAACCAAUUAACUGGAACAUAGGCACGAAUGAAACCGUUUGCUGUGUGCCUGUGUGUU
Molecule: messenger RNA, 2620 nt
Organism: Solea solea (common sole)
Lineage: Eukaryota; Metazoa; Chordata; Actinopteri; Pleuronectiformes; Soleidae
Product: E3 ubiquitin-protein ligase TRIM35-like
Exons: 1
Coding region: 574-1983 (469 amino acids)
Molecular function (GO): protein binding; zinc ion binding
Source: RefSeq, a predicted model, not a curated record